This is a messenger RNA of Coccomyxa subellipsoidea C-169, 2317 nucleotides long. RefSeq names its product kinase-like protein. Lineage: Eukaryota; Viridiplantae; Chlorophyta; Trebouxiophyceae; Coccomyxaceae. Gene Ontology annotation, cellular component: cytoplasm; nucleus. The record is from RefSeq and is a predicted model, not a curated record. Gene Ontology annotation, molecular function: calmodulin binding; calcium-dependent protein serine/threonine kinase activity; calcium/calmodulin-dependent protein kinase activity. The transcript has 6 exons. The coding region runs from base 261 to 1448 and encodes 395 amino acids. Gene Ontology annotation, biological process: protein autophosphorylation; intracellular signal transduction; peptidyl-serine phosphorylation.
GGGGUAUAUCUGUCAGAUUAUUCAAUCAAAAGUAAAACCUUUCGUUGCAAGCCAAUAAGAGCUGGCGCUUAGAUGCGAGGGCAAGCAGAGCUUGAAGACUCCCCUGCCUAGCUAACGCGUAGACCCGAGGGUGGCUUUGCCAGUUUCAAAGUGGUCGAGGAACCCGUGAUUUAGCACUUCCAAUUGCUUGCGGCUCCUAGCUAUUUUGAGGAAGGUUUGAUACUAGGGGCGAAUCGCCCGGCCUCUCGCCUCUGAAGGGGAUGGAGUUCCCGACGUUCAGCAUGCAGCACACUCAGCCUGCCGCACUCCUGCCGACCCACAGCUACAAGCACAGGUCGCUGGCAUCGCAGCGAAGACGUGCAAAGUACAGCGUGUUGCGACCUGUAUCUUGCACGGCUGAAGCGGUCAAGGCUGAAGUUGCCGGCAGAGCUGCACCUACGUGGAAAUCAUCUUUUAGGGAAAAGUACUCCCUGGGCAGGCACGUGGGGAGUGGAAGUUAUGGAGUGGUGCACGUGUGCAUUGACGAGGUCACGAAGCAGAAAGCAGCUGUCAAGAUCUUGCCGAAAGUGCGUAGCAAACAACAGCCUCAGAAGACUCUGAAGAAGCUGGAGAGAGAGGUGGCCCUGAUGGCCAGGGUGUCCAGACAGUCAAGGGGCAUCACCCCCCUCAUUGACGUGUACGAGGACAAAAACUACGUCUACAUUGUCAUGGGCCUCAAUGAGGGCGGUGACCUGGAGCAGCUUCUUGAGAAGUAUGGCUCCUUCUCAGAGCGAGCCACUGCGACUGUCAUGUACGAGUGCCUGAAGAUCAUCUCCGUUUGCCAUGCCAACGGGGUGCUCCUGGGCGACAUCAAGCCAGCAAACUUCAUGCUGCGCCACAGAUAUAGAGAUCCUUUGAAGGCCUUGGAGAGCGAGCACUUGGGGGAGGGUUUUCUCUCAGCCAUCGACUUUGGCUGCAGCCAGGCUGUGGGCCCUGCUCCUCUGGCGAGGCGGACAGGCACUCCUGUCUACAUGUCCCCUGAGACUUUCAGGCGGGAGUACCACCUUGAAGCCGAUCUGUGGAGCCUGGGCAUGAUGAUGUACCAACUUAUUGCCGGCCGCUUCCCCUUCUGGCCAAGCGUGGAGCAGUGCAGAACCAGGUCGCUGGAGGAGGUGAUGAAGGCGGUCAUCAUGGAGGACAUUCCUGUGGACUAUGGCCCCUGGCUGUCAGUCUCCCCAGAGGGCCUCAGCCUGCUGCAGGGGCUGCUGACGCGCGACCCCACCCAGCGCCUGACAGCUGUGGAGGCCCUGGAGCACCCCUGGUUCCAGCGCCAGAUCGACAGCGGCGGCAGCGCCGGUGACGGCCAGUCGGCUGCCGGCGGCGGCCGCAACAACAUCGUCCCCCUCAUGCCGGCUGCGCCGCGCGGCGGCUCCUCCGAAGCUGGCGCCCUGCGCAGCAUGGCGGCGUGAAGGCGUGCUGCGACGCGCAUGUCAACCUGUAGAAAAUGCGGUGAGCGGUGACGUCGUGUCAUAGAGUAAGCGCCAAUCAACAAGAAAUGCAUGAGCACUUAUCAUGAAUUAAUGGCGGCUAGACCGGCUGCGAGAAGACGUUUUGUUAGAUUAUUAGCACACUGCGCAUUUGUGCCCCCCCGUUCCGUAUCGAGGGUAGUCUUCGGGCUUGCACUGCAGGGCUUUUGUAUUCACACCUAUAAAGAACUGUCUAGCUGCAAGACCAUCUCAAGAUUUGGUUUUGUCGGAUCGUAUCUGGAUGGAUCCUUACACUGCCUAGUUGAAGAUGCAUGACAGACUGCAGAUGACGAGAAGAAAAUUUUGUUUUCAGUAGCAAAGCUGGGGCAGACUUUUCCAGACAGACGUUUUUGAGAUUGCAGUGGGCUGGGAGCCACUGGUUCAGCAGUUCCUGAUCAGGAUCAUUUAUUUUCGAAUUGGGUAGAGUGAGUUGAGUGAUGAGAGUUCGAGUUGGCAGAACGGCAUGCAUGGAAUACUGGUUCUGAACGGAUGCACUGUGUAUUGCAUUAGAUCUGUUAGGAUAUUUGUAUCAGAUGAGAAGAUCAAAACGACAUUUUGAGUGGAAGGAUGAUGAGGCGCUGAAAUGUGAGCAGCCUAGUUGUGAGCAAGAUGAGUCAUGUGCAGUGCACUGCACUGGAUCAAGUGUGUCGUCACUUAUAAGACCUAUCGACGUUGUGGAACUACUUGCAGCAGCAAAGCUUAAGCAGUGGUAGUAAGCUUGAGAUGCUCGUCUAUUGCUAUAUAUGCUGAGUCUGUGCUAAGAUGUGUACCAUCUGGGUAGCACUCCAAUUGUGUAAGGGAUAACCUGAACC